AUGAAGACUCAAGUCAACGGCAUUAGGAACCCAUUCGGGUAUCAGCCAUGGAGAGAAAAGCGUACUUUUCAGGCUAUGUUUGAUCUCCUUGAAGCCGAUAUUGUCGUGAUGCAGGAGACCAAGAUCCAACGAAAGGACCUGACAGACGAUAUGGUUUUGGUUCCUGGAUGGGAUGCGUACUUUAGUCUGCCUAGGCACAAAAAAGGUUACUCUGGCGUUGCCAUCUACACGCGAAACGCCACUUGUGCACCUAUCAGGGCUGAGGAAGGAAUACUGGGAGUGCUCUGCCCUCCUAAAUCAUCAACGCAGUUUCGAAACCUACCCGACGACCAACGGAUCGGGGGUUACCCCAAGCCGGAGCAACUCUCAGGAAAUAUUGACGAACUGCUGCUGGAUUCUGAGGGUAGAUGCGUUAUUCUGGAAUUCCCCGCCUUCGUGUUGCUGGGUGUCUACAGUCCAGCCAACCGCGACGAAUCAAGGGUGGAAUUCCGCAUGGAGUUCCUGCAGGCCCUCGACGCUAGAGUGCGAAACUUGGUCGCCGAGGGCAAGCAGGUAAUUUUGGCGGGGGACCUCAACGUCAGUCGCGCCGAGGCCGACUCCACCAACAUUGUCGAGAACCUUCGAAAAGAAGGCCUGAGCAUGGACGAGUGGAUGAACUUGCCUUCGCGCCGACUCUUCAAUCAUCUGGUCUUUGGAGGCACGGUGCAAGGGGAUCGCGACGAAGGGCGGGAGCACCCUGUGCUGUGGGAUCUGUGCAGAGAGUUCCACCCCGCAAGAGAGGGCAUGAACACAUGCUGGGACACGAAGCGAAACACACGACCGGCCAACAACGGCAGCCGCAUCGACUACGUGCUCUGCAGCCAUGGGCUGAAAGACUGGGUCACAGAGGCCAACAUCCAAGAGGGCCUGAUGGGAUCUGAUCACUGUCCAGUCUUUGCCACGCUAGCCGACGUUGUGACGGCUGGCGAAGAAGAGGUGUCGCUUUUGAGUCUUGUCAACCCAGCUGGCAUGGUUGACAGAGACGGGCGACGCCUUCGGGAAUGGCACCCGAAGGACAUUCUGCCCUUGUCAGCCAAGCUCAUUCCUGAGUUUGACCGGCGACAGAGCAUUCGGGACAUGUUUACGAAGAAGGCUGGCGCUAAACAGUCGAGCUAUUCACCCUCACUGCGCGCCAGUGAAUUUACCCCGGAAGGAGAGCCAGCAGGCGACUUGGCGCGCCCAGAGCAGCAUGGGAGCAAGACCAAGACGAGCCAUGCUGCUGAUCAUGGGCUCGGAUUGAGCGACGCUAGGCACUCCGCAAGAUCAGAAUCGCUAACUCACUCUCGCGCUGGCACAAAAGGGCAGACGACUUUGCAGGGCUUUUUUCAGCCCUCAUCCACUAAGCGGGUGACGGGGACAAGAGGUGGCAGCGCCACCAUGAGUGCCAGCGCCAACACCAGCGCCCCGUUUUCUUGCGAGCAAACAACAGCAGCGCUGCCCUCUGAGCCCCUGGUAUUUGAUCCGAUUUUAGCAAAGGAAUCCUGGUCGAAACUCCUCGGAAGGCGGAAACUUCCCCGAUGUGAACACGAUGAACCCUGCAUCAGCCUCGUCACGAAGAGGCCUGGAGUCAAUUGCGGAAGGUCAUUCUAUAUAUGUGCCCGGCCACUGGGUCCCUCCGGCGAAAAAGAACGAGGCUCUGAGUGGCGGUGCGGAACUUUUAUUUGGAGUAGUGAUUGGAACGGAUCACCUUCGUAG
Molecule: messenger RNA, 1734 nt
Organism: Trichoderma citrinoviride
Lineage: Eukaryota; Fungi; Ascomycota; Sordariomycetes; Hypocreales; Hypocreaceae
Product: DNA lyase
Exons: 7
Coding region: 1-1734 (577 amino acids)
Biological process (GO): base-excision repair
Cellular component (GO): nucleus
Molecular function (GO): phosphoric diester hydrolase activity; endonuclease activity; DNA binding
Source: RefSeq, a predicted model, not a curated record